GGCGAUUAGGCAAAGUGAGCCACGGGUUUCGCGUGACCAGCUCAACUAACCAUGGUUAGGAAAAAGCAUGUGUGGUUAGGAUAGACACAGAGCAUGACACACACAUGUAAAGGCGAUCAUAAAAUCUGAUCGACUAUAUAUAUGAAUGCCGUUCUUCUCGGUCAGGGCCUCUGCAUCUCGCAUUUCGCUUCAGGAGGAGGACCGAGUGAGAAAAAGUGUGGAGGAAAUAAAAAAGGAAGAGAAAGUAUCAAAGAGAUCGAAUCGAUCGAGAAAGGUAAAUCGGUCAGGCAAGGAGGAGGAGGAGGAGGAGGAUGCUGAGGAAGGAGGAUAUAGGGCUUAGCCUUAGUUUGAGCUCAUCCGGUUACCAGCAGCAGCCGGCGGCGUCUCCUUGUCUCCGCGGCAACUACUGGGCUCAUCUUCUUUCGGGGGACUCAUCUGAAGAGAAGAGAUCGGUGGUGGUGUUGACGGACGAGGCGGAGGCGGAGGCGACGCGGUCGCUGCUGCGGGGGAUCGACGUGAAUCGGGGGCCGGGGGAGAGGGACGUCGUCAGCGAAGAGGACGCAGGAGCGUCGUCGCCCAACAGCACGCUCUCGAGCGUCAGCGGGAAGAGGGCGGAGCGCGACAGUGGUCACCCUAGACUCGGCGAUAACGAGGUUCUAGAAGCUGAUCGGUCCUGCUCUCGCGGCGGGAUCAGCGACGAGGAGGAUGGCGGGGACGGCUCUCGAAAGAAGCUCCGUCUCUCCAAGGACCAGUCGGCUGUCCUGGAGGAGAGCUUCAAGGAGCACAACACCCUCAAUCCCAAGCAAAAGAUGGCGCUGGCGAAGCAGCUAAACCUGAGGCCGAGGCAAGUGGAGGUGUGGUUCCAGAACCGGAGGGCGAGGACGAAGCUGAAGCAGACGGAGGUGGAUUGCGAGUUCAUGAGGCGGUGCUGCGAGAAGCUGACGGAGGAGAACCGGAGGCUACAGAAGGAAGUGCAGGAGCUUAGAGCCCUGAAGCUGUCGCCGCAGCUGUACAUGCACAUGACUCCGCCCACCACGCUCACCAUGUGCCCUUCCUGCGAGCGCGUCUCCAACUCUAACUCCACCGCCGCCGCCGCUUCCCCUUCUCCUGCGACGCCGAUGCCGGACCACCACCAACAGUUCUUCCUCAGCCAGCGGCAGAUCCCCUCGCCGUGGGCUCCCGUACCGCUCCGGCCCUUUCUGGAAGCUGCUUCUCUUCAGCGGUAGCUAAUUAAAGCGCCAUUUAGUUAAUCAGGAUCUGAUCGAUGCCUAAUUAGCGAGCGAGUGGAGAGGGCUUUUGUGUUGUACGAUGAUGACGAUGGCGACGGAUGAGUGGGAAUUCAAAUUUAGUACGAGACAUUAAAAUUCGAA
Messenger RNA from Zingiber officinale, 1370 nucleotides. RefSeq names its product homeobox-leucine zipper protein HAT4-like. Gene Ontology annotation, biological process: regulation of DNA-templated transcription. Gene Ontology annotation, molecular function: sequence-specific DNA binding; DNA-binding transcription factor activity, RNA polymerase II-specific. The coding region runs from base 312 to 1226 and encodes 304 amino acids. Lineage: Eukaryota; Viridiplantae; Streptophyta; Magnoliopsida; Zingiberales; Zingiberaceae. Gene Ontology annotation, cellular component: nucleus. The record is from RefSeq and is a predicted model, not a curated record. The transcript is spliced from 3 exons.